This is a messenger RNA of Pecten maximus, 1311 nucleotides long. RefSeq lists its product as uncharacterized. Bases 1 to 1311 code for a protein of 436 amino acids. NCBI's taxonomy places the organism in Eukaryota, Metazoa, Mollusca, Bivalvia, Pectinida, Pectinidae. The record is from RefSeq and is a predicted model, not a curated record. The transcript has a single exon.
AUGACGGUUCACCUGUUUGGAGCCUCAUCAUCUCCCAGUGUUUGCAACUUUGCUCUUCAGAAAACUGCAGAGGACAGUCAAAAACGGUUUCCCCAAGAAGUUCAGGACACACUGAAAAGAAAUAUGUAUGUCGAUGACUGUCUGACCUCCGUUGCUACAGAGAAGAAGGCGAUUAGUCUUAUACAUGAUGUGACUCAAAUGUGUAAAUCCGGAGGAUUCCGACUUACCAAAUGGACGAGUAACAGUGAUGUGGUUGUGGAAUCUAUUCCAGAGGGUGAUCGUGCCCAAGAAGUCAAGUUGUGGAGUCUGGAUAGUAAGCCACCUAUCGAAAGAGCUCUCGGAGUUUAUUGGUUCAUGGAGAAUGACUCCCUUGGAUUCCAAAUUCAGAUGAAAGACAAGCCCGUUACUAGAAGAGGUAUUCUAUCAGUAACCAGCUCAGUGUACGAUCCUUUAGGAAUUGCAUCCCCGUUUGUUCUUAAGGCCAAGUCAAUUCUGCAAAGACUUUGUAGGGAUGGUAAGGGAUGGGAUGAGGAGAUCACAGGAAAAGAUCUGAAGGACUGGACCGAUUGGCUGCUUCAGCUACCUGAACUAGAGCAUGUUACCAUUGAUCGGUGUUACAAAGGGAAAAACCUCGGCAAGGUAACCUCCUGUCAACUUCAUGGUUUCGCAGAUGCAAGUGACAUUGGAUAUGGAAUGGUAUUCUAUCUUCGACUCGUUGAUGUCACUGGAAAGAUCCACUGCUCGUUCUUGUUCGGGAAGGCGAGAGUCGCACCACUGAAGGCAGUGACUAUACCCCGGAUGGAACUUACAGCUGCCUCUUCUCUAGUGAAGUUGGUCAGGAUGGUGACAGAACAGCUGAAUUACAACAUAGAUCGAUUCUUCUUUUGGACUGACAGCACUUCAGUCUUAAGGUAUAUCGCAAACAAGAAUUUGCGCUUCCACACGUUCGUAGCUAACCGCAUUGCUCUUAUCCACGAAGCUACGUCGGAAGAUGACUGGUAUUACAUCAACACUAAGGAGAAUCCAGCUGAUGUUGCAUCAAGAGGAACGAGCAUUUCGAAGUUGCCUGACUCGUGGACUCGUGGACCAAUGUUCCUCUGGAAAUCCGAACGUGAAUGGCCCGUUGUGGAAAAGGAUGUUAAGAUCACGGAUAAAGAGAAUGAUCCUGAAAUAAGGACGACUGCGUGCGCUACAUCAGUUGUUUUAGACACAAACAGUGGUGUCGAAAAUCUUUUCGACUAUUACUCCAACUUUAAUAAGCUUAGGAGAGCUACUGGAUGGCUUAUGAGAGCUAUGGACAACCUGCAGUGA